This is a messenger RNA of Pyricularia grisea, 1854 nucleotides long. RefSeq lists its product as uncharacterized. The coding region runs from base 1 to 1854 and encodes 617 amino acids. The record is from RefSeq and is a predicted model, not a curated record. The transcript has 2 exons. NCBI's taxonomy places the organism in Eukaryota, Fungi, Ascomycota, Sordariomycetes, Magnaporthales, Pyriculariaceae.
AUGCCCUUGCCUCGUGAUCCAAACACUCGUCCGUUCUCCUUUUUGAGCAACGCCUGGGGUAAGCUCUUCAAAGAGUCCAUCCCAAAACCCUCCGUGCAGCCUAUUCAGAACUGGCCCUUCAUGGAAGGUCCCCAAUUCCAUCCCCAGCCAGCUCCGGGCUUGGUUCAACCCCAUGGUUACGAUCAACAGCACCGAGUAACCCCACAACCUCACUCUGUGCACCCGACACCGCACCAUCCAACCAUCAAUCACAACCAGCAUCGCGCGGGACAUCUCCGCCCGAGCUUCGAGCCCUGGCAGGCACCAGCAGCGCCUCCUCCCCCGAGCAGCGUCUCGAGCGACGCCACGCCCAGGCCCACCACUCCUCCGCUCAGCAACCGUACCACCCCGUCGCUGGUUCUGACCGGCGAAGAAUAUGCUCAAAGGAAGAUGAUUGAGCUUAUCGAAGCCGGUAAUGCGCCCACCACUGAGCAGCAGUUCUACGACCAGGUCCAGAGAUAUAAGGACGACUUUGAAAGGCUGAAGAAGGAAGAGCGCCGGCGGACGGGUGUGUUUGAGCAGCUGCGGCAACUGGCCGAGCACCAGCAAGAGGUGCGGACGGCCAAGGAGAACUGGAGCAACUGUCCCACGGCAGCACCCUCACGCAAUGACGGCAGCCAGUUGCAAGACCGUAGAGCGGCAAGGGUUUGGGAAUAUCUGGUUGACAAGGAGUUCCAAGAGAUGAUGAAGGAGGACGAUGCUGCCCAGGCCCAGAUCAAGGAUCGUCAGCAACAAGAAGCUGCACCGGCCACAACUCUACCCGUUCCACCCAACACCCCUUUCCGAGACUCAGACUGUCGGAUUCCCAUAUUCUUCGACGGCGGCCUUACCCGCACCACCUUCGAUAUCCCAACCACUCUAUGCCCAUCCUGCAACCCCCCCACUGCUGAGGCCCUCAACAACCCCACACCAACACCCCUCCCGAACAGCCAGCGCCACCCCGACUCCGGCGCUCUGACUCUCUACUGCCCCGACAGCGAAGCCCCGCGCACCGCACUAGCCAUCUACCUCGCGACCCUCCGGAACGAGCGCGACCCUCUAGCAGGCCAGCCCAUCACCAGCACGAACUGGCACCUCGUGCUAGCUUACCUAGUCUACAUCGCAGCACAGAACCCAUCCGCAACCCCAACGCAGACCCAACAAGCCACCCGGUUCACCCACAGCUGGGCGGACAGCCUGCUCCCCACGGACACGACCGCCAUGGCCAACCUCGGACCGGCCGUCCUGGCCGCGAUGCUGUACGCGACCGCACAGUCCAAGAUGGCUCUGCACUGGGCGACGGUGGCGCGCGCGGCGCUGCUCAACUGCCGCGCCGACGCCGACGCCUCGCUGGUCGACACGACCCCGUCGCCGCGCCCGCUGUGGCUGCACCUGCCGGCGGACGACAUGCUGCGCGAGGCGGUCCGGGAGCUGUGCCGGGUGCUGCGGACGCCGCGGCAGGAGUGCAUGGGGCUUACGUGCGCCGAGGUGCUCGAGACGAGAAGGGUGCUGCGGCGGAGGUCGAGGGAGGGGUCCGAGACGGCGCGGCAGCAGCGGGAGGCGCUGCGGAGUCAGCUGGUCGACGUCGGGCUGUGGCCGCGGCGCGGGGAGGCUGGGUAUCAUCGGCUCGCUGGUGUCAUCGUCAAGAGCAGCGUCGUCGAGGUGCGACAGCGGGUACAGACGGCGGUUAGGGGGGUGGAGCCGGGGCGGAGGAGGGAUCUAGAGAUGUUGGGGGUCAGGGUGGACAGGAUCGUGGACUCGGUGCAUGUCCCGAGCCUUGAUGAGGUGUUGCAGACCGUUGCCGAUGCGCGCACUCGCAUGUCUGUGCACUUCUGA